Rubroshorea leprosula is the source of this 2133-nucleotide messenger RNA. The record is from the annotation of a GenBank genome assembly. NCBI's taxonomy places the organism in Eukaryota, Viridiplantae, Streptophyta, Magnoliopsida, Malvales, Dipterocarpaceae.
UUUUUUACUUGAUUUCCAUUGAGAGAGUCUCAGGGACAAAGAAAGAGAAAACCGCCACCACCCAACAGAAACAACCACCACUCCAACCCCCUCUCCUUUCUCUUUCUUCCUCAGCUUCUCUCUUAAAGCUCUUCCCUUUCAUGGCUUUUUCCAGCUUUAACUAGGGUAAAAUCAAAAACCCAUUACCUUUUUAGCUUUUUCUAAGCUAUAGAGAUUCCAUUUUCUGGGUUUUGCCAUUCUUUUUGUCUGAUUUCAAUCUAGAAGUUUCGUAGAUUUGAAAGGAAAGAAAAAAUAGUAUCCUUUUUAUCUUCAGGGAAAUGGGAAUGGGGGAAAGCUUCGUUUUUUAGCGGGUUGUUCUUCUGUUUGUUUGUUCUUUUUUCUUUUUGAUCAACUUUUCUGUUGAGGAUUUGGUUGGAAAGCCUAAGGAUGUUUUAGCUUAAGUUGGAGAGUGAAUAAAGAUUGAGUCUUUUCGAAAUGUAGGUGGAUGUGAAAGCUUCAUCAAGCCUGAGAAUUUUGGAAAGUUUGAAACUUUGUAGGUUCUGCACACUGUGAACUUGACUAGCUUGCUGGGUUUUCAGCGCUGACCCAUGAAGAAUUUUCGCUGGUUUAAACAAAUCUCCAAUAAUGGUAAAUUAGAGAGGAGGCUUUCGCUUGGGGAGUACAAGAGAGCAGUUUCUUGGUCCAAGUAUUUGGUGUCAUCAGGGGCAGAGAUAAAGGGAGAAGGGGAGGAAGAAUGGAGUGCAGAUAUGUCACAGUUGUUCAUUGGCUGCAAGUUUGCAUCUGGGAGACAUAGCAGGAUCUACAGAGGGAUAUAUAAACAGAGAGAUGUAGCAAUUAAGCUCAUAAGCCAGCCUGAGGAGGAUGCAAACUUGGCUAAUAUGCUUGAGAAGCAGUUCACUUCAGAGGUUGCUUUGCUGUUUCGAUUGCGCCAUCCUAACAUCAUCACUUUUGUUGCAGCCUGCAAGAAACCUCCCGUAUUUUGUAUAAUCACUGAGUAUCUAGCUGGGGGGUCAUUAAGAAAAUACCUCCAUCAGCAGGAGCCACAUUCACUUCCUCUCAACUUAGUUCUGAAAUUAGCUCUUGACAUUGCACAUGGGAUGCAAUACCUUCAUUCUAAAGGGAUACUUCAUAGGGAUCUCAAAUCAGAAAACUUACUGCUUGGGGAAGAUAUGUCUGUUAAGGUAGCAGAUUUUGGUAUCUCAUGCUUAGAAUCUCAAUGCGGCAGUGCCAAGGGAUUUACAGGUACUUACCGUUGGAUGGCACCUGAAAUGAUCAGAGAGAAACAUCAUACAAAGAAAGUUGAUGUUUACAGCUUUGGUAUAGUCCUCUGGGAGCUUUUGACUGCAUUGACACCAUUUGACAACAUGACCCCGGAACAAGCUGCAUUUGCAGUCUGCCAAAAGAAUGCUAGACCGCCACUACCCCCAACGUGCCCUGUUGCAGUUAGUCAUCUCAUCGGCAGAUGCUGGUCAAGCAAUCCUGGUAAAAGGCCUCACUUCGAUGAGAUAGUUUCGAUUUUGGAAAGUUAUGCAGAGUCAUUGGAGCAGGAUCCAGAAUUUUUCUCAUCCUACAAUCCUUCUUCAGAUCAUACAGUUUUCCAAUGCUUACCAAAGUGUUUUGCCUUCCACCGGUCUGCUUCUUGAAAAGCCUAGAAACCCUUCAGGAAUUAUGUCUAAUGUUAAAUGUAGCGGAUUCUUUUCUGCUUGUUAAACAUGUAGGAACUGGAACAGUUCCUAUAAUUGCUACUUUAUGCUUAUGCUUAUAUAUACCACUCUUUUCGUUUCUAUCCUUCACCUGAACAUCUUCUGCUGCCAUUCUCAAGAAUCAUGAAACUUUCUAAACGUUGUUGUUAGAGUACACGAGUAGGUGCAGUGGUGCGUCUGCGUGUAGAUUGUCGUUUGAAGGUGUUUUCUACAUUUCCAAGCGCGAAUUAACAACAAAGACAGUUUGGCCGAGUGGUCUAAGGCGCCAGAUUUAGGCUCUGGUCCGAAAGGGCGUGGGUUCAAAUCCCACAGCUGUCAUCUUCUCCAUUUUUUGCUUUUGGGAACAUAACACUUUACCUCCUCCAAGUUUGAAGACUUGUGCACUUGACACCAUUUAGUAUUCUGGAAAGGAGCAUUUGGUUAAUUCUUU